CAGUGAUGAUGUUAGAAACUGAAGCAAACGAUGACAGUAACACAAGAACAAUGAAAAGUCAAAGGUGCCAAAAACACGCAAACUUUCUCUCUCCUUCUCUGUCUCUGUCUCUCUCAUUGCCUUUUCUUUCACUCAAUAUCAGAAAACACACAACAAGAAGAAGACUCAACAAUUUCUUGCAGAACAUCAACAAGAAAGCUUUAUAAAAACAAUCAAAAGCUGCAACUUGAAGAUUUUUUUAAGUCUGAGUGAUCAAUCACAACCAUAUUUCUGACUGUAUUAUCAAUCAAAGAUAAGGACAAAACUAGGCAAAUGUGACAGCAUCAGUUGUAUUUUUCUAUAAUUUUCUCCAAUAUCAAAGAUUAGACAAAUGUGACUGUAUUAUUAUCAUCAUCAGUCUUGUUUGUCUGCAAUAUAAGGAAUCUGUAGGAAAUCAAGAACAUAACCAGUUUGAAGGAUUUGAUAACAAGCAUCAUGUCUUUCAAAUGUCACAGCAACCAGUGCAAGAUUGCAGCUUUUGAUGUUGUUAUCUUGGCAGUGGCCACCCUCUUGUGUUUCUCACAUUCAGCAGUAUCUGAUCCAAGAAUCUCUGAAGUGGGGUUGUACUGUGGCACUCAUAGGGCAUCACCAAGUAGUAACUAUGUUCCUGUUUUCACCAAAGAAAUGGAAAGGCUGCAAGAGCUUGUGAGCAAAAGCAACUGGGGCAUUCAUUCUGAGGAACCGUCAUCAACCUCUCCGAUCUAUGGUUUGGCACAGUGCUUCCAAGAUCUUUCCAAGGUUGAUUGUCUUCAAUGCUUUGCAGCCAGUCGCACCAAGCUACCUCGCUGUGUCCCUUCGGUUUCUGGUCAUAUUUACCUUGAUGGUUGCUUCCUUCGCUAUGAUAACUACAGUUUCUACUCUGAGGAGACUGACCCUUUGAGGGACACGGUGAACUGCACCACACAGUAUGGUGGUGUGGCUGGUGAGGCUGAGAGGUUGGUGUUUGGGAAGAGUGUUGGGAAAGUGGUUGAGAAUGUGGUGAGGGUGGCAGUGAAUGAGGGAAGAGGGUUUGCAGUGGGAGAAGAUGAGGGAGUUUAUGCCUUGGCACAGUGCUGGAAAACUGUUGGAGAAAAAGGGUGUGGUGAUUGCUUGAAGAAAGCUGGAAAUGAGGUUAGAGGGUGUUUGCCUAAGAAGGAAGGGAGAGCCUUGAAUUCUGGCUGUUAUUUGAGAUAUUCCACUGUUAAGUUCUACAAUCAAGGAGGUGAACAUGGUGAAGGAGAUGAUUCUGCUAGAAAAAGAACCAUCAUUACAGCAGUCUCAGUCUUGGCUGCAGUUGUUUUAGUUCUCUCUCUUUUGGUCUCUUAUGUGGCCUUCACCAAAAAGAGAAAAAAAAACGACUUCAUUGAGAUUCCCUCUUAUUUGAAGAAUUCUAGCUUGAAUUACAAAUAUGAAACUCUUGAGAAGGCCACAGAUUAUUUUAGCACUUCAAGAAAAAUAGGCCAAGGAGGAGCUGGUUCUGUGUUCAAAGGGACUCUUCCAAACGGGAAAGAUGUUGCUGUUAAGAGAUUGAUCUUCAAUAAUAGACAAUGGGUGGAUGAUUUCUUCAAUGAAGUGAAUUUAAUCAGUGGAAUGAAUCACAAGAACCUUGUCAAGCUAUUGGGUUGUAGCAUUGAAGGCCCUGAGAGCCUCAUUGUGUAUGAGUACCUACCUAACAAGAGCUUAGACCAUUUCAUUUUUGAAAAGGACAAAACAAGGAUUCUAAAAUGGAAGCAGAGGUUUGAAAUAAUUGUUGGAAUUGCAGAAGGGCUUGCAUAUCUUCAUGGAGGCUCUGAAAUAAGAAUCAUCCAUAGAGACAUCAAAAGUAGCAAUGUUCUUCUUGAUGAGAAUCUCAAUCCCAAGAUUGCAGAUUUUGGUCUUGCAAGGUGUUUUGGUGCUGAUAAAACACAUCUAAGCACAGGAAUUGCUGGAACACUAGGUUACAUGGCUCCUGAGUAUCUUAUUCAAGGACAACUUACAGAUAAAGCAGAUGUUUAUAGUUUUGGAGUGCUUGUUCUGGAGACUGCAAGUGGCAGGAAGAACAAUGUCUUCCGUGAGGAUUCUGGUUCUCUUUUGCAAACAAUUUGGAAACUUUACCAAUCAAACAGAUUGGCUGAAGCUGUUGAUCCAUGCUUGGGAGAUGAGUUUCCUGAAAGAGAAGCAUCAAGGGUGUUUCAAAUUGGAUUACUCUGCACACAAGCUUCUGCUUCCCUUAGACCAUCCAUGGCUCAAGUUGCUUGCAUGUUAAGCAAUUCAAAUUUGGAUGUGCCUAUACCAAAACAACCUCCAUUUUUGAACUCUAGAUUGCUCAGCCAAACAGCUCCUUUAGGUUUUAGCAUAGAUAACUCCUCAUCAAACACAUUUCAAAAGAUUGGUGUGUCUUAUAGCCUCUCUCAGUCCUCUAGUUCAUGCAGCUUAAUUAGGUCAUCCAAAAAUGAAGAAACAAUUUUGGAAGCUUGAUUCCCAAAAUUCCAUUUUUUUGAUGUUACCUCAACUAACCUACUAAAAGAAAAGGAUAGAUAUAUCAAGUUUUAUCUUCAAAAUGGAUUCAAAUUGCCUCAUAGUAACCAAGAAGAGCAAGAAGAGAUUUUCCAAUAGAGACUUUUCAUCAUAUUAAACAAGUAAAUUCCAAUGACAUGGUUGGACAUUGAGUAUAUAGAGAGAGAUUUUUCUUUUAUAUAUGUAUAUUUUUGUAUAUAUUCAUUUU
This is a messenger RNA of Vigna radiata var. radiata (mung bean), 2722 nucleotides long. Its product is annotated as cysteine-rich receptor-like protein kinase 42. The record is from RefSeq and is a predicted model, not a curated record. The transcript is spliced from 6 exons. Bases 475 to 2475 code for a protein of 666 amino acids. Gene Ontology annotation, biological process: protein phosphorylation. NCBI's taxonomy places the organism in Eukaryota, Viridiplantae, Streptophyta, Magnoliopsida, Fabales, Fabaceae. Gene Ontology annotation, molecular function: ATP binding; protein kinase activity.